AUGCCUUCGGAAGCUGACGUCAAGAACGAGAACAGCAAAUACGAUAUCGUUUCGCCGUACGGAUACACUCCCGACGCCUGGCUGGGCGUCCUCUUCAUUGAUGUGAUCUCGUUAGUCGUGCAAGCACUUGGCGGUGCCGAAGCCACUUCUUCCGUUGCCCAGAAUGCUAAAACUGGGAGCAACAUCAUGUUAGCCGGCAUUAUUUUUCAAACAAUUGCUAUCACAAUCUACGUGCUCUUCGCCUCAGAGUUCAUGUUUCGGUAUAUCUACGACCGUCCCAUCCGUGGUCGUGUAUCCAGUCCGACACCAUAUGGGCUGGACAAGAACAUGAAGACGAUGCUUUUUGCUCUUGCAUUCAGUAGUUUGUGCAUUUAUCUUCGGUCAUGGUACCGCAUGAUCGAGCUUGCUGACGGCUGGAACGGAUAUAUCAUCCAUACUCAACGUUAUUUUGUCAUCAUGGAUGCCUUGAUGGUUACACUCGCAAUGUUUAUCAUGAACAUAUGUCAUCCUGGACGUCUCCUCGGUCCCGCGAAGGAGUGGAAGAAUAUCGUCCCCUCGAAUCCUUUGGACAAAAUGGAAGCGAGCCGAGUUUCCGCUGAAAGCUGGUCCCAAGUUGCUGAUGACAAGGGAAUGUUGACCAAUACUAGCGCUCCGACCAGCUGA
Fibroporia radiculosa is the source of this 663-nucleotide messenger RNA. RefSeq lists its product as uncharacterized. Gene Ontology annotation, cellular component: fungal-type vacuole; plasma membrane. The record is from RefSeq and is a predicted model, not a curated record. NCBI's taxonomy places the organism in Eukaryota, Fungi, Basidiomycota, Agaricomycetes, Polyporales, Fibroporiaceae. The transcript has 8 exons. The coding region runs from base 1 to 663 and encodes 220 amino acids.